This is a messenger RNA of Bicyclus anynana (squinting bush brown), 7009 nucleotides long. Its product is annotated as inositol-tetrakisphosphate 1-kinase-like. Lineage: Eukaryota; Metazoa; Arthropoda; Insecta; Lepidoptera; Nymphalidae. The record is from RefSeq and is a predicted model, not a curated record. Gene Ontology annotation, biological process: inositol trisphosphate metabolic process. Gene Ontology annotation, cellular component: cytoplasm. Bases 200 to 1306 code for a protein of 368 amino acids. The transcript has 5 exons. Gene Ontology annotation, molecular function: ATP binding; inositol-1,3,4-trisphosphate 6-kinase activity; magnesium ion binding.
AGUGAUCUGUGAUUAUCAGUGAAGUUUAUUGAAUAUUUAAAUUAAUUUUAUUUAAUUUAAUAAUUGUAAAUUGAAUUCACAGCGCUAAGCACGUGCACGUAUACAAAUUGCUUUUAUAAAUUUAUUAUGAAGUGAAAUUAGUAAUUUGUGAAAAUUGUGCACCUUACAGUGAUGUUAGAGGUUUAAACUAAAUUUGAAAAUGAACAACAGAAUGCCAUUGGAAAAAAGCAUAGGAAUUUGGAUUUCAGAUAAAAAAAGCCACAAGCUAAACUGGAAAGAGUUGACUGAUACUUGCCAUGCUCAUGGAUUCAAUCUCAUUAAGUUGGUAUUGGAGAGACCUUUUGAAGAUCAAGGUAGAAUAGAUGUAUUUCUACACAAACUUACUGACAUAAUAGCAGCUGCAGACCAAGGUGAUGUGAAGGCAUCAAACAAGAUAAGAAGAGUGGAGCAGUAUCUAUCUAACAAUCCAAAUGUAAUAACAAUUGACCCCUUAGAAAAUGUGAGAAUUUUAAUAAACCGAUACCGCUAUUACACAAUACUGCAAGAAGAAAUAUCAUUCCAAUGUCAGGGUAUAUUCACACCAGCGUUCGCGAAGUUCUCAACAAAUAAUAUAGAGCAAAACAUGGAGAUUAUGAGACAGAGGGGAGUGAGAUUCCCUGUUAUAUGCAAACCGACUAUCGCUCAUGGUUCCAAGUCGGCACAUGAAAUGGUACUGAUCUUCAAUGAGAGAGGAUUGCAAGUUUGCAAGGCACCAUGCGUCGUACAAAGUUUUGUAAACCAUAAUGCAGUACUACAUAAGGUGUUUGUAGUUGGAAAUAGGUACAACAUUUGCGAGCGGCCAAGUUUGAAAAACUUCUACGCAUCGGACGACUUGGAGCCGAUUUACUUCAGAACCGGCGAAGUAUGCAAAGCGGAUAGCCAAUCCACGUUGUCCAUUCUAGACCCGCACGACAAGGCCGAAAUUAAAAUGACCCUUAACGAGGACAAAAUAAAGUCGAUUAUCCGAGUGCUGAGAAAGAAGAUCGGCUUAAAUCUUCUGGGUUUCGACGUGGUCAUAGACAACACAACAGGUAACCACGCUGUUAUUGAUAUCAAUUUGUUUCCCAGUUACGAUGUUUUUCCUAAUAUUUUUGAGCAUCUAUUAGAAUGUAUUAAUGAUAUUGUAAGUACGAGUAAAUCUAACAAUGGUACUUUAGAUGGUAAAUUAGCGGAUAGUGUAGCUGGUAAUAAUAAGUUAAACGGUUUGAUAAAUGUGAGCGAAACUCAUGCUAACUAUAAAGUUUUGGGAAUGAAUAUUAUAAACUAAUCUUUUUGAAUAUUGAUAUACCUGUUUAAAAUUUUAUAUCCAUAUCUAAUAUUUAAUGGUUAUCCAUAAAUUACAUACCUAUGCAAGUUUGAGGUUCUUUAAGCCUAAAUCUCAAGGCAGUUCCUUCAGGUACUGGAGGAUCUAAAGGAGAUCCUGUACAUGAUUACCUAAAGACAAAGUCUUUGAAUAGCCUAUGAAGACCUGAGACAUGUAUUAAAAUUCUACUCUUAUAAGACGGAUUGGCCUUGGUUGUAGUUGGUAAGGCGUUACACAGGCGCGUUUAUGUAUACUGAAGGAGUGAUAAGAAAGCAGAAUAGUUACUUAUGCCAAUGUCAUUGUAGCACGAGUGAUUCGGCUAAGCUUCAUUGUACAAUAGAAAUCACGAGUGCUGUAAUAGCUAGUUACGUGCAGUGGCAUACAAUACUUUCUCUUUAAAAUAAAUAAAAGAAUUAACAAAACUUGGUAAAUAAUAUAUAAAUUUAGUCGCGGGGUGGUCUCCUAGAUGUUGUCUAUUAUACGGAAGCCCAGUGGAUAUGACCUCUGCCUCCAAUUCCGGAGACUGCGGGUUCAAAUCCGGUCCGGGGCAUGCACGUCCAACUUUUCAGUUGUGUGCAUUUUAAGAAAUUAAAUAUCACAUGUCUCAAACGGUGAAGGACAAACAUCGUGAGGAAACCUGCAUACCAGAGAAUUAUCUUUAUUCUCUGCGUGUGUGAAGUCUGCCAAUCCGCAUUGGGCCAGCGUGGUGGACUAUUGGCCUAACCCCUCUCAUUCUGAAAGGAGACUCGAGCUCAGCAGUGAGCCGAAUAUGGGUUGAUACGGAAGCCUGAAUUUUUGUAGCCAAUGCAUAGCAAGCUUUACUUGUGUUGUAAUAAAAUUACCAAACGACCUGUAGCUUUGUGAUAUGGUUUGCGGUUUUAUAUUGAUCAGAUUACGAAAUCGAAGUAGAAAAACAUGUUUAUAAGUUAUUUCUGUGAGAGGUUGACAACAGACAGUUUGGUAAAUGGGUUUUUGUGUCACACGCCACUACAUCCAGAGCCAAAGCUUCUAAUAGAUGGACUAUACAUAAAAAAGCAAUUUGUGAUAUAAUGUAUUGUAUAUCUGCGUUAACUUUGUAAUCAAAAUUAUUACUUAAGUAACCUAAGUAACAACAUAAACGGGCGUUUGCAGAUUCGCAUCGUACAUAUCGGAUGCAUCGCAUUAAACGGAUUUUUAACCGACUUUCAAAAAAGGAGGAGGUUCUCAAUUCGUCGGAUUUUUUUUUAUUUUCGGUAGAUUCGUGUGAUUCGUACGAUGCGGAUCACUUGUUUUACUUUCUAUACAAAAAAUACUAAAAUCCGUUAUCGUAAUACGUCCGAUGCGGAUUUGUGGACGCCUGCCUCCAUUUAUAUUAUUAAGGGCCAUUCACCACCCUAAUAAAUGUCUAACCGUAAGUUUUGUCACUUUCUUACUUUAUGUCAAAUGACAAAGACAAAACUAUACGAAAAUGAGCUAUCCCUCACGUUGGUGAAACCGACCCUUAAAGUUGUAUAACGGCAAACGUAUUAUUCGAAUGAAACUAGGCCUGUAGCUCAUGUGGCACAUGGAUUCUCAUUCUACAAACGCUAACGCUUCGAUAACUGACAAAAUGUAUGAGAUUGAUAGAUAAGAUCGACAACUUGGUCACAUGACCUGUCGAUAGUGAAUGCCAUUCCCAUACAUUUAUUAUUUUCGAAGCGUUAGCGUUUGUAGAAAGAGAAUCGACGUGCCACGUAACUAAAGGCCCUGGUAUUACAUGAAUGUAACUAUUAUGGUUGGCAAACUUCUUGAGAAAAUGACCUUGACUGCUAAUUUUAUUUUUACUUACGAAUUACUUACUUGCUAUUAGAACCUGGGCCUCUAGCCAUGAUAAAUAUCGAUUCUCUUUCUACGAGAUAAACGCUAACGCUUUGAUAACUUGAAAAUUGUAUAGAAAUUAAUUAGUUAGAUCACUAGACCUAUCAAUACUGAAUGUCAUUCCCAUGCAUUUUUAGUCUUUGAAGUUCUUACAAACUCUAAAAAACUAAAAAAAUGUAUGGGAAUGAUAGAUCCCAUAGUCUGGUAGAUCACGUGACCUGUCGAUAAGAAUUGUCAUUCCCAUAAAGCGUUUGCGAUUUUAGAAAAAGAAUCGACGUGCUACUUUGUGCUACAGGCCUUGACGUACAAUCGCGCGUAAUUUGUAGAUCCCUCGAAUAUACUUGCUUGCAGUGAAAAGGUACAUUUUGCUAUUAGUAAUUUCUUUGUUAAUUUAAUCUGUAUUUUAGGCAUAGGUAGGUAGGUAAGCUCUAUAUCUCUCGGGUAUGACCUCAGCCUUCGAUUCGGAGGGCGUAGGUACGAAUCUAGUCCGGGAUAUGCACCUCCAACUUUUCAGUUAUGUGCAUUUUAAGAAAUUAAAUAUCACUUCUCCCUAACGGUGAAGUAAAAACACUGUGAAAAAACUUGCAUACCUGGGAAUUUUCUUAAUUCUCUACGUGUGAAGUCUGCCAAUCCGCAUUGGGCCAGCGUGGUGGACUAAGGGUUAACCAUCUCAUUCUGUGAGGAUUAGACUCGUGCUUAAUAGUGAGCUGCAGUGAUUGAAUAAGGGGUUCUUAAUGAUGACUUAUGAUUAUUAUUAUUUAUUAUCCCACUACUUAAGUAUCUUGUUCAAGAAGUUUGCCUAUACCUGUACUAUUAUUAAGCAGGUACUUACGGGAUAAUUAAAUCAAUCCGAUUCAUCUAGCAUUUAAAUCGAUUAAAACGUGAACGUGAAUGAAUCAGUUAUGGGUAUCUAAUAUGAAAUAUUAAUAUAAUUAAUGAGAUUAUUGCAAUUUGACCUUUAUUGUUAUUAGUUAUUUAAGUAUGCUUAGCAAAAACAUGUAAGGAGCUGUAGUUUGGUAGAUUUUUUUCUAGUUUUAGGGUAUUUUACACACACUAGGUUAAGUUUUGUACCGAUUUUGCUAAUCGACAUUAUCGUCUUAUUUACGAAAUGAUACAUUACUGUCUAAGGCCUGUAAUCGCUAAAUUGGUUGUUUUUAGAAAAUGUAAGCCUUGUAUUUAACUGUCUAAAAGAAACCCGUUAAUUACAAGGUCGAUAGAUAUGCUAAGAUUUUUUGUUUUAAUGAAUUCGUACCACAGAAAUGUAGAAAUACAUUUUUAAUUCCGUGGUUUUCUUACGUUUUUCAAUGUUUAUUGUAUUGAUUGGUUGAAAGACAUAUUUUCGAAUGACCCAUGGGUUAUCUACCCUUAGUUUUAUAACGAGGAAUGAUUUUUUUUUGUAUGUAACAAAUAAACUGUGCGCAACCUAUUCUGCGCAUCUUUUUCACCGUGCGCUGCCACAUUAAGCGGCCUGCUGUUCCUCGGUUGCGCACCUUUCACUUUUCAGGCGUUAGUAUUGAGACGUACAUAGUGUAUGCUGCGGUGCAACAUACACCUAUUUAGACGGUCGAUCUGAAAGAGUAAACUCUAUUUGUGCGUCGGAGGUGACACACAGUUUUUUAAUUAAUUGUAUGUAUUCAAAAUAUGAUAUCUAUAUUGUCUAUAUUAUUAAUUGUGUUAUUAUUAGUUUACCAAGCAAAUCACCCUGCACUGCCUAUACUGAAACUUGUAUAGUAUACCAGACGUACCUUAACUAUGCCUUGUUUAAAAGAAGAUUAUGGCAUUUUCUUGAACAGAAAGACAUAAUUCUAUUAUAUUGAUCACAUUUUACAAGGAAAUUUCGAGUGUCGAAUCUAAACUAAGUUCAGAUAGACCUAAUCGAGCUUUGAUUACGCUGUCAAUAGUUAAGGAAAAAUAAAAACUAUAGAUAUAAAAUAUUGCAUAAGUUUUUUAAGGCGCUGGAAGCUGCGCCACUAGAGUUUUUAAGCAAUGUAACGUAAGCCCUCAUUCGCACGAGAGGUUUUUUAACGGACGUUAAAAAGCGCUCAGAUACAACAAAUGCAUAUCCAAGUAGGUAAAUGUUCAUACGACAGCAUUUUUAAAACUGACGCUUUUUUCGGCCAGUGCUGCAUUUUAAAUUUUGGGCGUUGGGUAGACCUUCAUUUGACUUCAUAGUAUAUUUGAACGCGUUUUAACGUCCGUUAAAAAAACUCUCGUGCGAAUGAGGGCUAAGAGUUUGUACAAUUCAGACACUAGGCUAGUUGACACUUUUUUAAUGGUCUUACAUUGUUCAUUAUCGUUCUACUAGAUUGAAAAAAAAUUAUCAUAUUUUUUUGAGACGUGAUUACAUGAAAAUUAAAUUUUUUUAAUAUUUAUUUGAUAAUUUGAGCCAAAACGCUGUCGGCCAUGAUGGUCUAUUUAUUUUAACUGUUUCGUGACGUCACGUUAACAAAUCUUUUACUAAACUGAGCGUUUUACAAAAUUAUUAGUUAACAAUUUAUUUUGACGUUUAGUUACAUCAAGUAACAUUGCGAUGUCACAAAAUGGACGACAGCUUUUUGACAGAUUAUAUUUGCAGAUUAUAAUCUAUUAUUCUUAGUAAAUACUUUUGAUCAGAGGUUGAUUAUAAUUUUUGUUUCUAUACAGAUUUCAGGCUCAAGUUUUGAAAGGAAUUAGUUUUUAAGAAUACGAUUUUUGCAUUUAAUUUUAAAAUUGUAAAUAAAUUUGUGUUGUUAUUUUCAGAUAAAUAUUGUUUUUAUUGAUUAUUUUUAUUGUGUGCUUAAUUAUUGAAUAUGUAGAAUUGUAGAAGUUACAAUAGUCAAUAGUCAAUACUAGGCCGCUAAAUUGUUUCAUGCAAUUGUAAAUCGAACAUACGAAGGAUUCUAUGAUUUAAGAAGCAACCGGUUCUAAAUAGAACCCUGAGCAUAGCGAGGUAUUCAAUAGGACAAGAUGCAAAGAAAUUCCGCCGUACGUAAUAUUCAACUUUUUAAACAAGUUAUACAAAAGUAAUUUUUUAAUCUUACCCUUUCUGGUAACUCUGUAGGUGUUAAAUUUAUAACUUCAUCUCUACUUGAAGUGAUUUACCAAAAUCUUUAAGUAUUUUGAGAAAGAAAUUUUUCAAGAGGACAAUGCUACAAUGUUUGUUCGAAAUGUGCGCCAAACUUUUCACACUGGCAGAAAAGGCAGUAUCGAGUACGCUGUAUCGAUUUACAUUUAUAAAACACAGAUUAAAGAAUAAUAGGCAGAUGGAGAGUACAGAACACGACGGUGUCGUAGCCGCUCCAAAUACAAAAUUCGAAAACGAAUACAUUCUCGAGUCGGUACGACACGAAACGUCGCAUUAGUAAUUUUCAAUAUUAUUCAAGAAAAAUGGCGUCUUAUGAUUUUAAAUAUUAAAAAAAAAGUUGUUGGUUUUUUAACCGACUUCAAAAAAGAAAAAGGUUCUCAAUUUCAUACGUAUAGUUUUUUGUUUGUUAGCGAUUAGUCAAAAUGCCCAAUGUCCGUGAAAACUUUUUUUGAGGUUAGUAAUUAUUUAAUAAAAGGUACGAGUAUUAUAUAACAUGUUAGCUAUUUUUUAUAUACUUUUAAUUUAUAUCGCGGCGUAUAUUGUAUAAAAAUGUAUUACUAAUGUUAUCAUUUAAUAAUCCAAUAACAUAUUAAUUUAUGUCAUUCCGAUAUGCAAUUGUUUUAUUGUAAUGUAAGCGAGACUGAUUUUUAUGACUACAUACCUAAUAUGUAUUGUAAUAAGUAUUAGUGAUACAAAUACUACCAAUAAUAUAAUUAUUAAUAUCUUUAUACUUGAAAAUGUUAUUAAAAUAUAUUAAUUAUCGCAUA